UCCAUGGAGCGUUCACAUUAUCCGUCGGAGAUGGAACAAACCCACAGCAACCAAGCAGCGAGACACGCUGAGGAAUGAUGCCACUCUCUUUUUUUGUGUUCCCGUGAGACUAAUUGUUGCUUUUGAGACGAAUUUUAACCUCCUUCCCCACCCUCCUGCAGGCUUCUAUCACAUCUCUGCAACCGAUUCCCCCCUCUUUUUUUCCCCACCCUCACUCCCCUAGUGCAUUGAGAGGUGCCAUCGUCGGAACCUGAGUGUGUGGUGUGCUUGCGGGGGCUCAUCACAGCUCCUUGCACUGCGCCGCGCAGAGCCACUGCAUCUUCAAUUCAUGUGUGUGGAUUAGAUACCGAAAGGGACAUUUAUUAUUUUUUUUGGGGAGCCGCUUCAUAAAAAGAAGCUCUGAAGGAAAGACUCGGUGUGCGGCGCAACGAUUCAAAACCGUGCUCGUCAGACGUGGUAGUCCUCAACUGGAAUACCAGAAGCCCCCCAAAGACAACUUAUCAACACUGUUGCAUGUGUGCACUGUCCAGUGUGCAGAUUGAUAGCAAGUCCCCACGGCUCAAAAGUUUUUAUAUACUGCACGAGGAUGCAACUUGAAUCUCAAUGAUGCUCGGGACUGAGAGUUCCUCAUCAGCAUGACAUUUGGUUGAAGUGUCUGUCGGACACUCAGAAUCUCCAGUCUCCUUUUUUUCUUUGCAUUUUAAUUCUGCACCACCUGCCAGCCAAACAAGACUCUUGGGUGUUUUUUGACUCCGUUCGGGGAGAUGGCUGCGAUUGCCAGCUCUCUGAUCCGCCAGAAGCGCCAGGCGAGGGAGUCAAACAGCGACCGGGUGUCCACGUCCAAGCGUCGACCCAGUCCCAGCAAGGACCCUCGCUCUCUGUGCGAACGGCAUUUUUUGGGGGUCUUCAGCAAAGUGCGCUUCUGCAGCGGCAAGAAAAGACCUGUGCGCCGGAGACCAGAUGCACCCUCGAAACCUCCACAGGUGUCCCAUAAGGGCUGCAGGCUAGAGCCACAGCUGAAAGGCAUCGUGACACGAUUGUUCAGCCAGCAGGGCUUCUACCUGCAGAUGAAGCCGGACGGAACCAUUGAUGGCAGCAAGGACGAAAACAGCGACAAUACUCUGUUUAAUCUUAUUCCCGUGGGUCUGAGAGUCGUGGCCAUCCAGGGAGUGAAGAGUGGCUUCUACAUCGGCAUGAACGGCGAGGGCAUGCUCUACAGCUCUGAAAUGUUCACGCCGGAGUGCAAAUUCAAAGAGUCGGUUUUUGAGAACUACUACGUCAUCUACUCGUCCACCAUGUACCGACAGCAGGAGUCGGGCCGGGCCUGGUUUCUCGGUCUCACUAAGGAGGGACAAGUCAUGAAAGGCAACCGGGUUAAGAAGACCAAACCUUCGUCUCACUUUGUACCAAGGCCCAUUGAAGUCUGUAUGUACCGUGAGCCAUCGCUGCACGAGAUCGAGGAAAAGCACCGCUCCCGGAAGAGCUCAGGGACCCCCACCAUGAACGGAGGCAAAGCAGUUAACCAGGACUCCUCAUAGCAAAGGGAGGGGCUUCUACUGAGAGGCGUAGUGCGAACACCCUCCGACCCCACCUGAAAAGGAAGGGGACUUAGGAACACCCCAGCCCCCAUACACAAAUGUAUGCACCAUCACUUCCUCGCUGAAAUAGCGUCGUCGUCAUGGCGACCGAGGACCCGACGACUGUACUCUCAUGACAAGACGGAACAAACACUGAACUGUUGCCUGUGAAAACUUUUAAAAUAAUUAAUAUGAAACAGAGGAAAACUAUAUAUAUAUAUCUAUAUCUGUAUAAACAUUUUCAAUCAGGACUCGAUUGAUAUUUUAUGCAAAAAAGAGAAAAAGCUGUGACACCACGGAUCGGCAGCCCCUCCUCUCGCAAAUAUCUCUCAUUUUCAUUUUAUGCUGUGAAAAAAAAGCUUUAAUACAUGUUUAUUUUCAUAUGCAUUCUUUUCUAACCUUUCUGUUAGGUUUGCCAAAAGUAACUAGUCCGUCAACUCAGCAAUGUAUAACUUUUUUAAUUAUUUUUUUUCUGAGGAGGGUCAUGGACAUUUUUUUUCAGUUUUUCUCAUGGAUUAAUCUUGAAUCACACUAGCUGCUCUGGCUGAAUGUAUUCACUGAUCUAGUCACAAGAGUGUUUAGGAUGGUAACUCAGGUGUGGACUGUAAUUGUGACAACAACAUUCUGUCUGGCAUCGGAAGCAACUGAACAGAAUGCAACCAAGGAUGUCUUUAGGUUACAGUAUAUUACUAGCAAAUGUCACUCUGUCUGUUGAGAAGACUGAACUAUUUGAUAAUUCUGUAUGUUUGAAAUUAGACUGUUUUCUUACGAAAAGUCAAUGACCAGCAUCAGUGACACUCUAAGCCCAAAACACAUUUGCACUUCAUAGAAUUUAACUGGCUAAUUAUCGGGUCAAAUUCCUGAAAUGGACCGGGAUGUGAUAAGAGAAAGGACAGGUGACAUUUUAUUGUGAAAGCAUCAAUGGUGGACAGGGUCCGUGUCCAACAGAGGUGCAUUCAAGCUCGCCUGGCUUGGCGACCAAUGAACUGCGGAGGUCUUUGAAAAGGGCCAACUGGCUGCUCGGCGGUCGAAAUGUUGUGUACGCUACAUUGCCCUAGUCUCCAUCCUCCAAUCAGCGUGUCUAAUGUUUUGUCUCAAAAAGUAUUAGUCGACCCACUGAAGCGGUGUUUCCCAACCUUUAUUGAGCCACGACACUUUUUUUUUUUUUACAGUGUAAAAAUCUCAUGGGACACCACCAAACAAAAUAUAUAUGCAGUUAUUUCCCAUUCAUCACCACAGACAUGUUCUAGACCCACCUGCAAUAUGGUGAAAAGGUGUGACAUUGAAAAACAUUAAUGUUUUCAAAGUGGAUACACAUGUAAUUUAUACCAUUUUGCGAAAAGCACUGAAUUGUUCAACCGGUUAUCACAGGCUACUCUCAUGGAUACAGUAGAUGAAUAAAAAUACGUUAUUUGGACUAAAUAAUUUAUCAUUUUGGAUCAAAGCUAGGGCUGUCAAAUGAUUAAAAUUUUUAAUCGAGUUAAUUACAGCUUAAAAAUUAAUUAACUGUAAUUAAUCGCAAUUCAAGCCAUCUAUAAAAUAUGCCAUAUUUUUCUGUAAGUUAUUGUUGGAAUGGAAAGAUAAGACACAAGAUGGAUAUAUACAUUCAAAAUACGGUACAUAAGUACUGUAUUUGUUUAUUAUAACAAUAAAUCAACAAGAUGGGAUUAACAUUAUUCACAUUCUGUUAAAGCGAUCCAUGGAUAGAAAGACUUGUAGUUCUUAAAAGAUAAAUGUCAGUACAAGUUAUAGACAUUUUAUAUUAAAACCCCUCUUAAUGUUUUCGUUUUAAUAACAUUUGUAAAAUUUUCAAUCAAAAAUUAAACUAGAAGCCCGGUAUUCUUGAUGUCAAUAAUUACACAAUGCUCAUGGGUGCUGAAGCCCAUAAAAUCAGUCGCACCCAAGUGCCAGCAGAGGGUGACAAAACUCCAACAAACACAAGUAACAAGUGGACAUUGCACUGUGCUGUCAUUUUAAUCUGUUUGAGCGGGGCAUGUGCGUCAAAUAUUUUAACGUGAUUUAUUUAAAAAAAUAAUUACCGCCCGUUAACGCGAUAAUUUUGACAGCCCUAAUCAAAACCGUGACAACUGAUCAUUCCACACUGAGAAUCACUGUUUUAAAAUUGCACGCAUUUAGCAACUACGCAAAAAUAUCCACUACAAAAUAAUGACUGGUAGCGAGACUAAGCAUUGGCACUGCUUAAUUGAUAAGGUGGGAGAGUUAUAACUUUAUUGUAUGAAAUGUGAAAAUUGAUAUGAUGCAACCGUACAAUUCUGUAUGGUAAGGGACAGCCUGUUCUCACAUGAAUUAAGUAGAAAAAUAAGUACUAAAGAGAAAUAUUAGGUCUACACUAAAAAGUUAUAAGAAAUAAGUUAUAUUAUUAAUUUAAAAAAAGGGCACAGUGUAAAAAUUGUGAUGCUGUACCUGCACCUAAGGUCAUGCCAAUUCAUACUUCUUCAUUGAUGUCCACAUUUUGAUAUACAGUGCCUUGCAAAAGUAUUCGGCCCCCUUGAACCUUGCAACC
Molecule: messenger RNA, 4101 nt
Organism: Corythoichthys intestinalis (scribbled pipefish)
Lineage: Eukaryota; Metazoa; Chordata; Actinopteri; Syngnathiformes; Syngnathidae
Gene: fgf12a
Product: fibroblast growth factor 12a
Exons: 6
Coding region: 765-1538 (257 amino acids)
Biological process (GO): regulation of voltage-gated sodium channel activity
Cellular component (GO): nucleus; cytoplasm
Molecular function (GO): growth factor activity; sodium channel regulator activity
Source: RefSeq, a predicted model, not a curated record